Messenger RNA from Dibothriocephalus latus, 1308 nucleotides. The record is from the annotation of a GenBank genome assembly. Lineage: Eukaryota; Metazoa; Platyhelminthes; Cestoda; Diphyllobothriidea; Diphyllobothriidae.
UCUGAGGAGGAAAAUUUAGAAAGACAAAUUGAUGAUGCGGACGGUCCACUGCAGAAUUUAAUGAAUUUCUCCUUUUAUCACCGGCGCUGCAGUGUUGGCUUAAGCAGUGAUGAAUAUGUUAAGUUUCUUCUGUCGAUGAAGUCCAUUUGUGAAAAGUUUCCCUUGACUCACGUUCGGUUCUGGGGAAAAAUAUUUGGAAUUCUGCAAAAUUACUAUAUAAUUGAAACGGAGGUAGCGGAAGGCGAAUUAAUUCCAGACUCUGAUGACGAGGAUAAAAUUGAAAGAGAAGAUACUAAUCUUGCCGAUGAAGAUAAACAAUCUUCCUCUCCAGAGGAUGACUACCCAAAACGCCGAUGGAAACCACCUCCAACCGUUCCACCGGAGGAGUUUCGCGAGGGCGUUAAUAAAUUUGUCUACUUCGUUUGCCACUUUCCUGGCGGCAGGUGGUUUCGUUUGCCUCAUGUCAAGCCCCAGCAGAUAUGUGUUGCACGUCAGGUAAUGCUGCGGAUCCGCCGUUUCUUCACCGGCAACCUAGACGCUCCUGUGGAGAGUUUUCCCACCUUUCCGGGAACCGAGGCCAACUAUCUGCGUGCCCAGAUUGCACGCAUCACCGCCUGCACUCACAUCUCCCCCGAGGGCUACUUCAGCACUGAGUCGGAGGAGAGUGACGAGGAGUAUGACGACGAGGAGGAUGAAGAAGACAAAGCGCUGCAGGAAUGCAUUCGAAAUCUGGAAUACACUCCAUUGCCGAUCUCACAGCUGGGUCAUCCCAGUCUCAAGCAUUGGGUGCAUCAUUCACCCUUUAUCCUGCCCCAAGGUCGAGUUCGAUGGUUCAACCCAGCCUCAUUGGCCUUCGACGAGGCCUCGGAGGGGUCUUUUGAGAAGGAUGAAGACGAUGAGGAAGCGGAAACGAAGCUCGUUGGCUUGAAUGAUCAGGCUGAACAUGGACCUCCCCUGUUGACCCCUAUUGCCAAUGAUAUUGCCGUCUUUGGACAGAAGCCCUGGACCGUUCACGUUUUCGACAGCCCUUCAACCGAACAGUCUUGUGUCCUAGUUUCCUCCAACCUCUGGCAUCAGCGUGGAUUCCUUACAAAUUACGACAAUGUCUACAUCGGUUGGGGUCUGAAGGCUACGGGACCGGGUUUCAACCCCUUCACUCCACCUGAUCCGAUGGAAGAGGCGAACGAACAGCACCAGGAGGCCACAGAUCCAACGCCAGAAGAGGAGGCAGCAGCUAACGAGCCCGAAGAAGAUGUUCCCGAGGACACCGACUCCGAGGACCUCAAUGAAGAUGGACUAGAAGAAUGA